Molecule: messenger RNA, 273 nt
Organism: Anthostomella pinea
Lineage: Eukaryota; Fungi; Ascomycota; Sordariomycetes; Xylariales; Xylariaceae
Source: the annotation of a GenBank genome assembly
AUGGCCAGACAGGAACUUCAUGUGAUUCUUGCAACAGGUAUUGCGUAUGGUGACUCAUUCAAGCAACUCUUAGAGAAGUCUGCUAUCCCCUCAAGAGAUGACGUACCCAGUCGGAAUAUCUCUAUGCUCGUGCUGGCGCCGGCUGAUCUAGGAUCGGAAGGGCUGCUGCUGGAAAAGGCCGCAAUCGCUUUAGCAAGGGAACCUUUUAAUGCUCCAGCCAGUGAUAAAGCCUGCAGUCUAUGCGGCUAUGGCCUCCCUUCUGUCCUUGUGUAA